Messenger RNA from Alnus glutinosa, 1040 nucleotides. RefSeq lists its product as uncharacterized. NCBI's taxonomy places the organism in Eukaryota, Viridiplantae, Streptophyta, Magnoliopsida, Fagales, Betulaceae. The record is from RefSeq and is a predicted model, not a curated record. The transcript is spliced from 2 exons. Bases 154 to 849 code for a protein of 231 amino acids.
UUUAAUUUUGUUUUUACAAAAUUUCCCCUAUUAAAUUAGGAACCGGCUCCUCCCCAUUUGGAUCCUUCUCCCUCGAAUUCGCAGAGUUCCCAUUACCGAGCAUUGUUCACGCGGAAACUGCAACUUACAGGUGGAAUCGUAAAUUAAGCAGUUAUGGGAGGUCAUGGGGGCCUGAACAUUCUCCCGCAGAAGAGGUGGAAUGUGUACAAUUUCGAUAACAGAGAGAAAGUCCGGCUGGAUGAGGAGGCAGCGGCGAAAGAAGAGCAGGUGAAACGCGAACAGACGAGGAAGCGCGAUGCAGAGUUCCGUCUCGAGCAGCUGCGGACUGCCCGCGGCUUGGCUCCGGUGAUCGGUGCUGUGGAGCCCAAGACUGGUGGGGCUGUGGAACCCAAGUCUGGUGGGGUUGCGGAGCCCAAGUCUGGUCAUCUUAACCUGUUUGAGGGAAUUAAGAUUUUCGACCCGAUUAAGAUUUUAGAGAAGGAGGAAGGUGGUGAAAGGGAUGGGUUUAAGAAGAAGAAGAUGAAGAGAGAGGAGGCGGCGCCGAAGGUUGUGGGGCCGGAGGAUGAGAAGUAUAGGUUAGGGUAUGGGCUCGCGGGGAAAGGAGUUAAGCUGCCGUGGUAUCUUGAAAGGCGGAGCAAUGAUGGGAAUUGUGAGAGUGGUCGGGAUGAUGGGUCGGCGAGAGGAGUGAAGGAGGAGGGAAUGAAGAGUGGGAAGAAGACAUUGGAGGAGUUGAGGGAGGAGCGGUUGAAAAGAGAGAAGCGAGAGAAGGAGAGGGAACGGGCCUUAAUGGUGGCGAAAAGUCGAAGAGAUGGAACUGGUAUCAGGGAUAGAGGGUUUUCCAGGAGGUAAGCUUGAAGCAUUCUUAUUACACUUGUGAUAUUUGUAUUAAAACUUAAUGUGAAUAUUGUCAGAUUUUUUAGAAGCUGUCAUGUGUCUGCUGUAUCUGUAACAGCAGCUUUCCUAUGCGUUAUGAAUAUUGGAUUGAUCGAUUCAUGAGGAAGAAAGAUUUUUAUCCAACAAAUUAGUAUUUGAUUUGGCCA